Ilex paraguariensis (yerba mate) is the source of this 1839-nucleotide messenger RNA. NCBI's taxonomy places the organism in Eukaryota, Viridiplantae, Streptophyta, Magnoliopsida, Aquifoliales, Aquifoliaceae. The record is from the annotation of a GenBank genome assembly.
AUGGCGUCGAUGAUGAUGUUCACCGACUGUUCAUCCUCUUCCAUGGCGGCUCGGCUUCCCCCUUUGAGCCCUCGAAGCUUCUUCCAUUUUCACCCCUCGAUGCCUUUCCACUUGAGCCUCACAAACCCUACCUUCCCCAGAACCAUCAUCACUUUUCACAGACCUUCUCCUUCGUCCUCUGUCAUCACUGCUGCAAUGACUACCGAGGCAUUUGCGAAGGUUAUUGAUGGAAAAUCAGUUGCAAAAGAAAUCAGAGAUGAAAUAACUGCUGAAAUAUCCAGGAUGAAGGAUUCAAUAGGGAUUGUGCCAGGGUUAGCAGUUAUCCUAGUUGGGGAUAGGAAGGAUUCUGCAACAUAUGUACGCAACAAGAAAAAAGCCAGUGAAUCUGUAGGGGUCAAUUCCUAUGAAGUGUUUUUACCUGAGAACUCGACAGAAGAAGAAGUGCUCAAUUACAUCUCAAACUUCAAUGAUGACCCUUCAGUUCACGGCAUCCUUAUUCAGUUACCUUUGCCUUCUCAUAUGAAUGAGCAGAACAUCUUGAAUGCUGUUUGCAUUGAGAAAGAUGUGGAUGGAUUCCACCCGUUAAACAUUGGUCGUCUUGCCAUGCGAGGUAGAGAACCAUUGUUUGUUCCGUGUACACCUAAAGGAUGCAUUGAAUUGUUGCAUAGAUAUGGUGUCAACAUUAAGGGGAAGAGGGCUGUUGUGAUUGGUAGGAGCAACAUUGUUGGAAUGCCUGCUGCUUUGUUGCUGCAAAGGGAAGAUGCCACUGUCAGCGUUGUCCACUCCAGAACCAAGAAACCAGAGGAGAUCACAAAACAAGCAGAUAUAAUAAUCGCAGCUGUAGGGCAACCAAACAUGGUGAGGGGUAGCUGGAUAAAGCCAGGUGCAGUUAUUAUUGAUGUUGGAAUCAAUCCAGUUGAGUUGGUUUAUUAUGCAGCUGCAAUGACUACCGAGGCAUUUGCGAAGGUUAUUGAUGGAAAAUCAGUUGCAAAAGAAAUCAGAGAUGAAAUAACUGCUGAAAUAUCCAGGAUGAAGGAUUCAAUAGGGAUUGUGCCAGGGUUAGCAGUUAUCCUAGUUGGGGAUAGGAAGGAUUCUGCAACAUAUGUACGCAACAAGAAAAAAGCCAGUGAAUCUGUAGGGGUCAAUUCCUAUGAAGUGUUUUUACCUGAGAACUCGACAGAAGAAGAAGUGCUCAAUUACAUCUCAAACUUCAAUGAUGACCCUUCAGUUCACGGCAUCCUUAUUCAGUUACCUUUGCCUUCUCAUAUGAAUGAGCAGAACAUCUUGAAUGCUGUUUGCAUUGAGAAAGAUGUGGAUGGAUUCCACCCGUUAAACAUUGGUCGUCUUGCCAUGCGAGGUAGAGAACCAUUGUUUGUUCCGUGUACACCUAAAGGAUGCAUUGAAUUGUUGCAUAGAUAUGGUGUCAACAUUAAGGGGAAGAGGGCUGUUGUGAUUGGUAGGAGCAACAUUGUUGGAAUGCCUGCUGCUUUGUUGCUGCAAAGGGAAGAUGCCACUGUCAGCGUUGUCCACUCCAGAACCAAGAAACCAGAGGAGAUCACAAAACAAGCAGAUAUAAUAAUCGCAGCUGUAGGGCAACCAAACAUGGUGAGGGGUAGCUGGAUAAAGCCAGGUGCAGUUAUUAUUGAUGUUGGAAUCAAUCCAGUUGAGGAUGCUAAAAGCCCUCGAGGCUAUAAGCUAGUUGGAGAUGUAUGCUAUGAGGAGGCCUCCAAGAUUGCUUCAGCUAUUACUCCUGUUCCUGGGGGUGUUGGGCCCAUGACUAUAGCAAUGCUUCUAUUAAAUACUCUCAUCUCAGCAAAAAGAGCUCACAACUUCCAGUGA